Molecule: messenger RNA, 2205 nt
Organism: Dicentrarchus labrax (European seabass)
Lineage: Eukaryota; Metazoa; Chordata; Actinopteri; Moronidae
Gene: samsn1b
Product: SAM domain, SH3 domain and nuclear localisation signals 1b
Exons: 15
Coding region: 83-2062 (659 amino acids)
Molecular function (GO): protein binding
Source: RefSeq, a predicted model, not a curated record
GUGAAAGUGUGUUUGCGCAUCCCAGAGGCCACAGCUUGUCUCCACUUGGCUCCAUCCAGAUCUUUGGCACGGACCUUCAAACAUGAACCUGUUCUGCUUCACACUGGAGGGCUCCACAGAAAGUAUAUAUGAACCAGCCUACAGUCAAACACUCAAGGAAGUCCUACCCAAGUACCAGUGCAGUCCUGCUCUUCGGAGGCGUAAGCCUGAAUGGGGCGGCUCAGAUCCAUCCAUCAAUUCUGACCGACCUCAGAGUACAAUAAAAGUAAACCAGAAUAAUAGAAGGUCAUGUGUGCCAACUUCACCCAUUGACAAUGACACAUUAGACAAAGACAUUAAUCACGCCUGCUGGAUGUCAUCAGGUAACAAGAAGGACUUAUGUCAUCAAAUCAAAGUCCAGAAUGGAGAGAUGUGUAAAGCUCUGUGUCACAGCAGCGUGUUGACCAGAGAUGACAGAGUGAAGGACCCGAGCUGUGACAGGACACAUCUACCCGCUCAGGGUGGUGAAACUGCAGCUGACACAGCAGAGUCAAUACACGCCACAGGAAGACUAAAGAAGUUACAGAAUCUAGUUCAAAUGAAGAAGGAACAUCAGAGUGGAGCUGGAAAAGGGAAGAGCACAUCUGAGAGUAAUGACCUGGCAAAUGUGUUGAGUAACAACAACCCAGUGCUAACCUGCAUCGGUCUGGGGAAGAGAACAGAGAAGAAGUCCCCUAAAUCACCACCACAGCAGCAGCAGCAGGCCAAAUAUGUUCAUGAAGAUUCAGAAGAAGAAGGCGUUUGGAGCCCACGGCUUGGAAAUUAUUUGUGGAGCCCAUUUGAGUGUCCGCAGCCCUGGUCUCCCUUCUACCACACCUGUCACCAACCUCAACAUGAGCUGUGGGUCUGCGGUGGCACCUUGACGCUGCCCCGGAGGACAGAAUGGGAUCGCUUUGAGAGUUUGAUACAGGAACUGGACAGCAAGCAGCCUGAUCUGUCUCCUCCACAGACAGCCUGCUCCAUCACAGAUCUGGAGCCCUUACAAAACACAUUGACCAGAUUUGGGAGAUUUGACUUCAAACAGCACUUGCUUUUAAUGAAACCACAGGAUAAUGGAAGCUCUUUGCAAAAGCAGGAGCAGGAUGGUGAUCCAACCAAACUGAGGCUGCAGAGGAGGGAGACAGAGACCUCAUCACACAGUGACAGGAAGCACGUCAAGGCCUCACCAGAGAAAAUGCUGACAUCCAUCACUAAUGGAAAAACACAGAGAGAUGAAGCAGUGAAGAGAGAAGUUGGUGGAGGGAGGCGAUUUACCAGUGGACACAGGCGGUCCAGUAACUCUCUGGAAAGCCUCUACAGCCUCAACAGUGGACAAAGCUCCUCAAGUGGAGUCACCAGUGGGUCAGACUGCUCCAGUAACAGAGACAGUCUGAGGCUGGAGGACGAUCUAUUGUGCACAAGACAGUUCUGUGGCAGAGCCAGAGUUCAUACUGACUUUGUGCCAAGUCCUUAUGACACAGAAUCCCUCAAACUCAAGGUGGGAGAUGUGAUUGACAUUUUCGCCAAGCCCCCCAUGGGAAUAUGGACAGGCAUGCUGAACGGCAGAAUGGGAAAUUUCAAGUUUAUUUAUGUGGAUGUGCUAACAGAGGAGAGUCCUGAUGCACACGAGGAAACCCAAACCCACAGAGUGAGACAGAAAUCAACUGUACAGGAAGUGUUAAGGCGCCUCAGUUUGGAGGAAUAUUCCUCGUCUCUGCAGCUGAACGGCUACCAAACAGUAGAUGACUUGAUUAAGCUGAGGGAGCAUCACCUGACGGAGCUGAAUGUGACUGAUCCAGAGCACAGGCAUCGUCUGCUCGCCGCUGUCGACUCCCUGCAGCAACUGCGCUCUGAUAGUCAGUUGGAGAAUGAGGCCAAUCAGGAAGCCGAGACCCCCAGUGAGAACAUGAGGGCAGAUAUGAACAACUGCCCAAGAGACUCAGGCUGCCACAUGCCAUCUGACAGCCCCGACAACAGCACAGAGGACACAGACCUUCACUUUAUCUCUGAAUACCCUCUACCAGCUGAGACGACAGCUUCCUGAGAAUGAUCCAGUCCUUAUAUUGCCUAUUUUACUUCAUAUGCUGAUGUUGAGAUGACUUGUGAAUCAAAAGCUGUUUUUUUAUUAUUAUUAUUUCUUGUGACAGUGUAAUUUCUAAUUAUGUACAAUAAAAAUUCCCAAAUGCC